UCUGCAGUGCUGUGCAUAUUCAAACAUACUGAAGUUUGCCAAAAUAUUUUGGUCCUGUAUUCACAACUAAGUCAGCAUUUGUGUAGAUGUUCCCUCUUUUAGCCCAUUUGUGAAAUUACAUCCUGUCCUACGGUUUUAUUCUGGAUCUGUCACGGUACAUUUCCAAGCUCCGUUCUUUGUGUUGAACUUUCAGUUCCACAUGUUCUCUGGAGGUAGGUAAUCGCCCAGCUCCACCCACUAACGAGCGUCCAGAGCAAUUUGGGAUAAAUCAGAUUCAGAGAUCUGAGGGAGUUUUUUUCCUUACUUUGCUGCUUCAUAUGUCCUUCUGCAGACCAGCCUUUGGGUGUCACAUGGUAGGCUUGGAACAGCAAACUCUGCUGGAAAUCUGUGACCCUCAGCAUGAUCAAGAGCACAGUAGGGGAUUGUUCAUUCCACAGGAAACGUGUUGUUUCCUUCCUUUCCUGUCCUGGCUAUGUCUGGUCCAGGGUCAAGGUUUUAACUGGAGGGUUUGCACUAAUCGGACAGACUUAUUAGCUGUGAGGUGUGUGUUGCACCUCCUCAGUAUUAUAUGGAUCUCCUUCUGGAUGUAACCUCCAUUACAAGCAUGUCCAGUGAGAGCAUGUCAGUGAGGGGAAUUAGGAGGCAGAUGAGUCGGAGAAAUAUGAGUGCUGUGCCGAUUUCCUGGCCCGUACCAAUGAGGGCUAUUGGAGCUCAGAAUCUUCUGACCAUGCCAGGAGGUGUUGCCAUUUCUGGGUAUCUACACAAAAAGGGGGGAAGCCAGUUCAGCCUGAUGAAAUGGCCUCUUCGCUACAUUGUAAUUCACAAAGGCUGCGUCUACUAUUUCAAGACCAGCACAUCUGCCACACCACAGGGAGCGUUCUCCCUCAACGGCUACAACAGGGUCAUGCGAGCAGCGGAGGAGACCACGUCCAGCAACGUUUUCCCCUUUAAGAUCGUGCACUUCAGUAAAAGGCACCGCACGUGGUAUUUUUCAGCAGCCAGUGAGGAUGAGAGAAGGAAAUGGAUGCGUUAUUUGAGGAAAGAGAUCGGCCAUUAUAAUGACAGGAAAGAUUCGCUUGACCCAAGUGACUCUGAUUCUGACGAAAGUUUCUAUGGCCCUAUUGAGAGCCCUUUGGAGAUCACCAAUACCCCAGAUGACCAUGAAGGAGACUAUGUGGAACAAAAUGACGAAAGUGAUGAUGACGACUAUCUUUUGCCUGAUGGGCCUCCAGGUCAGCCCAAGGUACCGCCUCCAUCUUACCCUCCUCCACCUGUGCCCUACCAUCCCAAAGGUCCUCCACCACCACUACCCCAUCCAGCCAUUAAAACACCACCAUACCCCAUCCAGAAGAAACCAACCAUUCCUGUUCCACUCCCACCCAAACCCUCUGACAGUGUAAAUAAAGGCCCUCCUCCUUUGCACUCAGCCCCUCCUCCACUACAGAAACCAGUCAUUAAUAGAAUGACAGUUGUGCCGGCUCCUCCUCCCGCGUGCCAGAAAAAGUCUGUAGGGGGGUGUGUGCCCUUAGCCACUCUCCCAGGAUAUGACCAGAAGCUUGCUCCUGCCAUGGUUAUUAAAAACCCAUCCACGCUCCAUAUCUGUGACGACCUGGAAAACAAACUGUUUCUGAACUCUCCUAACAGAUCUGGUUCACACAACCAGAAAAAUUCACCUGGUGAGAGAAAACCUACACCACUGGUCUGCAAACCUCCAUCCAAGUGUCCACCACCACUGAUGAAGCCCAAAGUCAGUCUGAUAUCUUUACAAAGAUCGUCACCUGAUGGCCAAAGUUUUCGGUCUUCCGUUGAAGAGAAGCCCUUGAAAAACAGUGUCAUAUCAAACUACGAUGAAGACUCUGACGAUAAUGACUAUGAAAAUGUACAGUUGCCUGACUCUGUCUUUGUUGACACAACUGAGACCAGUGCUGUUGAAAAAUUAUUUAAAGAGACAAGUGGAACUCCACCGGAUGGCCUUUACUGCAUCCGAAACUCAGGAACAAAGACCUCAAAGGUGCUUGUUGUGUGGGAUGUGAGUCUGAACAAGGCGAGAAACUACCGGCUCUUUGAGGAGGAUGAAAUCGUGUACCUGGAGGCAAGCUUGACCUUCCCUUCUAUAGCAGCUCUGGUGGAGUUCUACUACAGCCACCCCUUGCCCAACCACGGCUCUCUGUGCUUACAGCAGCCCUUUGGCUACACACCACCGAGGUGACACCCUCCUCCAUUGCCAUCAUGGACUGUUAUCUUCAUAUCCUCAUAUCCUCGUACCUAUAGCCUCGUGGCUCCAGCUCUGUUUCCCUGGCUGGCUAUAGCAGCUCACUACAGCUGAUCAUGUACAUCAGCCAUAAGGACAAGUGAGGCUUGCCAGUGAGAUCGCAAAUGUGGACACAUGAACAUGGGUGCAUCUGAACUCCCAUCGGACUAAACGGAUUUAGCAGUCGUGGAGCUUUAUCUCAGCUGAAAUUGAUACCAAUCAUACUCAGAUGUACUUGUUUCAGAAAUGCUGGUGGUUAUGGAACUAUUCAUAUCUUUGCACAGAAACAAUGCACAUGUGCACAAUCUACUCAUACGUGAGCCUAAAAUAAAGAGCUCAUGAAACCAAAUGAUUGUUCUACAGAUAUCAGUGUGGUGAGAUGUCAUGUAGUGCAAAAUGCAGUAGUUCUCCUGCCUCUAGUUUUGGUUUUGAAAGCUUUCAUCUGAGUAUAGAGAUCAGUGAAGGAAAAUUGUCCACAUUGUGUGGAUGGUGUAACCACUGAUUUGGGGCAUAUUUUUCAGGUUAAAACGACUACAUUUCUUGAUGUAAGGAUGUACUGUAAGUAUAUAAAUGAGGUUUUUAUAUGUCAGCAAUAUAAAAUUGCAGCAGUGCGCAACCGAGUAGUAUUGCGUAAUACACAGUGUGCCUAUAUUUCUGUGUAAAUACUGUAAGCAUGAUCAUUUCUGUACAAUUUGAUAUUUUUACACAUGUACUUUUAUUACUAGUCGAAACUGCACAUAUGUAAAUUAAACAACUAUUUUUUACCAUUAUUAAAUUAUAUUUUCUACCUGA
This is a messenger RNA of Ictalurus punctatus (channel catfish), 3043 nucleotides long. RefSeq names its product SH3-domain binding protein 2 (gene sh3bp2). Lineage: Eukaryota; Metazoa; Chordata; Actinopteri; Siluriformes; Ictaluridae. The record is from RefSeq and is a predicted model, not a curated record. The coding region runs from base 569 to 2209 and encodes 546 amino acids. Gene Ontology annotation, molecular function: SH3 domain binding. Gene Ontology annotation, biological process: signal transduction. The transcript has 13 exons.